Messenger RNA from Bombyx mandarina (wild silkworm), 563 nucleotides. RefSeq names its product acyl-coenzyme A thioesterase 13. The record is from RefSeq and is a predicted model, not a curated record. Gene Ontology annotation, molecular function: fatty acyl-CoA hydrolase activity. Lineage: Eukaryota; Metazoa; Arthropoda; Insecta; Lepidoptera; Bombycidae.
UACGUUGAAUAUUUUUACAAAAUGACUUAUAGUGCUCGCGGUACACGCUUGUUGAAGGCUUUGGAAAAUUAUUGCAAUGGAAAUAAGGCUCAUUAUUUUGAUAGCAAAAUGAUCUUUAGUAAGCUAAAAACCACACACCUCACUGAGGGUUGCCUGAAAGGGUCAUUUGUAGUUGAUCCCUCAAUGUGCAAUAUUGGUGAUACUCUACAUGGAGGUUAUAUGGCAUCUGUGAUGGACGCUGUCUCCUUGUAUGCACUGAUAAGCAGAUCAGAUGGCAGAUUAGGCUGGACCACCAAUAUGAACAUUAGUUACCUCAAACGUGCCAGACUUGAAGAUACAAUAACAGUGGAGUCGAAUUUACUAAAGGGAGGCGCGAGUUCAGUGAUGGAAGUCAUUCUGCAUGACGGCGAAGGCGCACCGGUGGCCAAGAGCACGACCUCGUUCAUCUCUGGAAGUGACAAGUUUCAGAAAAUCUUGAAAGAUAACUUAGAUUUUGAUGUGUUUGAAAAUUAAGUAAUUCUAUUUCCACAGUAAUUGGUUUGUGGGAAAAAAAAUUAGUUUUG